AGUGAAGAUUCAUUGCAAGACCUUUAAACACGGAGGGAAAACGUUGCAUUAUAGGCGAUUGUUAGAAUUUUGCUGGCUUUAAAAUAGAAAAAAAAAACAUGUCUGAGAUUUUGCGGGAUUCGAGCUAUGAACAAUGUGCUGCUGUUAAUAAGAUUACACAGGAUGAAUCCCAUCCGGACUAUGUUGAACUAUCAAAUUCUACGUAUGACAAAAUACCAGAUCACCAUUUUAAUGGACAGAAUUCUGCUAAGCUGAAUGGAUCGCAACACGAAUAUACGACACCGCUGGAUUUUCGGGACUAUAGUCUACAGGAUUCAUUGGAUUAUGAAAAACCUAUACAAGUUGUUCGCCCAUUGAGUCAGUUGCAACCACAGAGACAACAAAAUAAUUAUGUACCCGAACUUCCCAGAAACCACUCACAAGAUAUCCACGGAAAAAGUUUGCCACAUUUACAGGAACGAAAUAGAAUACAAGAUACAACGCAACGUCAUCAAUUGGAAACCAAAUUGCCUACCAACUUCUCUAAAAGACGCAAACGCCCUUUCAUUGUCGCAGUGCUAGUUCUGACAAUAAUAAUAAUAGCAAGUGGUGUAGCAACCUUCUUGGUUUUUCACUUCAAGGAGCAAGACAAAAGCAACACUGAUGGCCAACAGCAGGAUACAACAGGAGAGACAACAUCGACGAGUCUACCAAUGUCAGGUCGCACUUCAACCACUAUGACAACUAAGACUGCAUUCGUAUCAUCUUCGGUUAUCGCAUCCACACUUGCCCAAACGAUGGCACCUACAACAGUUGCCAAAACAGAAGUUGUUACAGCAUCAACCGCACCAACAACUGUUGUUCCCACCACAUUUAUUACAACAACAUUAAGCCCAACAACCAGAACCGUUGCACAAACGGCAAAUCCAUCUUCAACAGCCUCCCCGACAGGUAUGUUCAAGGAUUGUAAAGAGCUGAAGUUAAAUGGCUACAGCAAUAAUGGCGUUUACUCUAUAUACCCAUACCUUCCGGUAACAACGUCAGUCAGAGUUUACUGUGAUAUGACGACGGAUGGCGGUGGAUGGACGGUUUUUCAGCACAGAAGAGACGGAUCUGUAAACUUUUAUCUUCUUUGGGACAAUUACAAAAAAGGAUUUGGAGAGCCAAACGGAGAGUACUGGCUUGGAAACGAUCAUCUUCACCAGCUGACAUCUUUGGGAACUUCAGAUUUUUACGUACGUCUCGAGAAAUUCACUGGGGGAUGGGCGUAUGCAAAAUAUAACAACUUCACUGUAGCUGACGAAUCAGAUGGAUACAGAAUGAGAUUGAAAGUCGGAUCUUAUCGAGGAAAUGCAGGAGAUUCCAUUGAAAGCCAUGGGACUACCAAUACAAAUGGCUACAAGUUCAGCACAUCCGAUAUAGAUAACGAUUUUGCUCCCGCAAGCUGCGCCUUCGCACGUCAAGGGGCAUGGUGGCAUAACGUCUGUACGUGGGCAAACCUGAAUGGUAUCUAUGGAAACGGAAGUUGUAUAGUCAGUGGGAAUUGUAACUUUUGGUAUUCGCUGACCAACAGCUAUAGUGGAGUCAGGACGUCCUUUAUGAUGGUUCGACGUGCAUUUAAACAGGCGGAGAAAAGUUUGUUGUGUUUUAAUGUAACAAAUAUGUCUGAGAUUUCAAGAGAUUCGAGUUAUGAAAAAGUUGAAGCUGUAGAGGAAACAAAUGAGUAUGAGCGGCAUCCGGAUUAUGUAGAUCUAUCAGAUUCUACUUAUGAUAGGAUACCGGAUCAACACUUUGAUGGGCAAGAUUAUGUUGAGCUGAAAAAUUCGUAUAAUGAAUAUACGACACCUUCGGAUGUUCAGGAUUAUAACCUAAAGGAUUCCUUGCAAUAUGAAAAACCUAUACAAGUUGUUUGUCCAUUCAGCCAGUUACAACCACCAAAACAACCAAAUAAUUUUGUACCCGAACUCUUUAAAAAUGGAACACAAUAUCUACAUGAAAUCAGUGUGGAACACACCCAUGUACACAAUGAAAAACAGAAUACUUACCAGACUCUUGAAGUGGACAACACAGUUCUAAGCAGCAAUGAAAGGCACUCUAACAAAAGCAAACGACCUUGUAUUGUUGGGGUGGCGUUGCUUUUGACAAUAUUGAUAGCAAGCGGCAUGGCAAUAUUCUUAGUUUUCCACUUCAAGGAACAAGAAAACAAAUCGACGAUGUCAACAACGUCAUUUUUCACUUCUACCAUCAUGACAACUAUGGCAUCUUCUGUAUUAUCGUCGGUUACUACAACAUCACUUGCCCAAAGUACACCUAUCUCCCAAACGAUUGCGCCUACAACACUCUCCAAAACAGAAGCUGUUAAUACAUCAACCACAACAACAACUGUUAUCCCCACCACGGUUAUUACAACAACACUGAACUUAACUACCACAACAGUUAUACAAACGGCAAAUCCAGUAACAACUGUCCCCACCACGGAGCUUUCAACAACACCAAGCCCAGUUACUAAAACAGUUAUACAAACGACAAAUCCAGCAUCGACUAUUUCAUCAGCAGGUGUGUACAAGGACUGUCAAGAGCUUAAGAUAAAUGGCUAUAGAAACGAUGGAGUGUACACAAUAUAUCCAUAUCUUUCGAUACAAUCACCAGUCAUAGUUUACUGUGAUAUGACCACAGAUAACGGUGGAUGGACGGUUUUUCAACACAGAAGAGACGGAUCUGUAGAAUUUUAUCUUCUCUGGGACGAUUACAAAAAAGGAUUUGGGGACCCAAACGGAGAGUACUGGCUUGGAAACGAUCAUCUUCACCAAUUGACUUCAUUAGGAACUUCAGAUUUGUACGUGCGUCUCGAAAAAUUCACUGGCGGAUGGGCCUAUGCAAGAUAUAACAAUUUCACUGUAGCUGACGAAUCAUAUGGUUACAGAAUGAGAUUGAAAGCCAGGUCAUAUCAAGGAAAUGCAGGAGAUUCAAUUGAAAGUCAUGGAACUACCAAUACAAAUGGCUACAAGUUCAGCACAUCCGAUAUAGAUAACGAUUUUGCUCCCGCAAGCUGCGCCGUCGCACGUCAAGGAGCAUGGUGGCAUAACGUCUGUACGUGGGUAAAUCUGAAUGGACGUUAUGGAAACGGAAGUUGUAUAGUCAGUGAGAAUUGUAACUUCUGGUAUUCGCUGACUAACAGCUAUAGUGGAGUUAAGACGUCAUUCAUGAUGGUUCGGCGUGUUUGAUGAUGCCUUCGAAUUGUGUUUGAACGUUUAUAUAAUUAUGUUUAUAGACAAUAAAUAUAAGAAUGCUCGCAAUGUUUUAUUCGAUACAGAGUUGUAACAUGUAUCGAAGUGAAUAUAAUAUCGCUAACAAACACGUAUCGUUUUUUAUCAAUUUUAUUUGAUUCUUUACUAGCUAUAAAGUUUAAUUAGAAUAAUAAUCAGAAAGUGCAAACGGGCAACAUGACUUUUGUACUUCUAAGUAGUUGGACUUUAAUAAUCCCAUAAAAUAUGCAAUUUAUGCUAAUAUCAUCACGAAUACGUUUAAAUAUUUAUGAACAUAUUACUAUGACAUUGUACGGAUGAUGGAACAACAUGGACACAGCUUCGACGUGAAUGUGCAUGUAUAUGAAAUGGUAUAAUGUGCAAAAUAAUAUAACGUUUUAAUUUUUUGUGUAUAAGAAGACCAAAACACAGUUUACAUGUAUAACAACGCUUUAAAGGGACUUGUACACGAUUUGAGAUAAAAAAAAAAAAAAACUUUAUUUUUUAUGUAUAAAAUGAUUUACUGGUGUAUUGAUUUAAAUGAUCGACUCGACCAAAAUAUGGAAUGUUUAUGUCAAGUUACAAGCGAAAUACAGAGGUAAGAAUUGGUUGUUAUGUAAACAAAGCUCGAGUCUUAUAGUUGUUUACAAAAUAUUUAAUGUAGAGAUUAACUAUUUCUUGGAAAAAUGACAUGUAAAAAAAAAUUAAAACUAAUUGAAUAUCUUCAUGAAUACAAUUAUCAGCAAAAGAAAGAUACAUCUGACUUAAACUUACACUAAUACGACACAUAUGUAAAAAUAACAAUCUUCGAGCUUUGUUUACAAAACAAAGAAGCGUGAAAUCUUUAUCUUGCUUAUAACUUUAUAAUUAUUUGACUUUCAAAUUUUGAUAUAGCAUUAAAAACUUCUAUAUUUAUCAGUAUAUGCAUUGAAAAUGGAAAAAAAAAUGAAAUUUUUUUUCAAAUCGUGUCAAAGCCCCUUUAAGCCUUUGGUAAGUUGUUUGCCGAAGAACCUAAUUAUCAAAUUUAUCGAAUGUGCAAUUACGUAUUUACAACAGGUUCUUUGUUUUAAGAAAAAGAUAAUUCAUUUUAGCUAGCUAGCAUAUCGCAUCAUAAAUGAUUUUUUCUAUACAAUUGUAUUUGUGUUUGUCAGAUGAAUAUACAUCAGAUUGAAAAAAAAAAUCAAGUUGUUUUACAUUUACAUUAACUAUUGUGAGUUUAAAUUUUAAGAAAAAAAAAUGAUCACACUAACAAUCGUUUUGUCAUCUCGAAAGUUCUAAAUAUUUA
Magallana angulata is the source of this 4509-nucleotide messenger RNA. RefSeq lists its product as uncharacterized. Bases 99 to 3203 code for a protein of 1034 amino acids. The record is from RefSeq and is a predicted model, not a curated record. Lineage: Eukaryota; Metazoa; Mollusca; Bivalvia; Ostreida; Ostreidae. The transcript has 25 exons.